CUGUCUGUGAUAGAGAUAUUAAGAUUCUUAUCAGAAUACUGAGAGCUUAUAAUAUUCCUACAAGGAAAACAACAGUUAAUAGGUCCUUGGGUAUGCCUACUUAUUUGGUAUCAUCCAUGUCUCGCCUCAGACAUAAAGAAACAAUCAAAUCAUUAGCCUCAGAUGAAAUCUUAAAUGAGGAUACUGUACACCCCUUUGUGGAGGUUUCCUUUCAGCACACUGUAUACCAAACCAGCAUUGCCAGUGGAUCUCAUCCAUGCUGGAAUGAAGAAAUUAAAGUAGAUUUUAUCUUACCAGGACAUGAUUGUAACUUCUCAAGUUUAUCUAAAAUAAAAGAUAGUAUAUAUAUCAACAUUUUUGAUGAAAUGAUUAUUGAAAAGCAUGAGGAUCGCUGUUUCAAGAGCUGCAGUGGUCAUUCAUAUAUAAGAAAGAAUUGGCUUGGAUCCAUUGUCUUCCCUUUCUCUGCUCUCCUACAACAAUCUGAGAUUAGUGGAACAUUUCAAGUAAAUAUUCCACCUGUUUUGCUUGGGUAUACUUGGAGUAAGACUUACGUGUCUCCUAAAGAAGAUUAUAAUGGACAGAAUUUAAAAGAAUGUACCUUCUUAAAUAUUUUUGCUACUAUUGAACCUCAAAUAUCAUAUACCAUCUGUAGUCCAGAACUAGACAAGUUUUCAGAUCAAAUAGAUGUUUUGGAGAGAGCAUGGAUUUUUACAAAAAAUUGUAAGGCAUUAUUUCCUAAACGAAGAAUCAUCACUACUGUUUUUAAUGAUGAAGGGAUACAGAUCUUAGUAAUAAGAUACAUCAAGGCAUUGAAUCCACCUCAGCAACUCCUGGAUAUGUUUCUUCAUUAUUCUAAUGCAACACUUCACUGCAUCAGUUUGGCUAUUGGAAAUAAGGAGGAGCAUGCCAUACUUCUGUGUAAUUUCUUCCUGUAUUUUGGAAAGAAAGCUUUGGUCCUUCUAGGAACCUCGGUGUUGGAAGGGCACGUGGCGUAUGUAUUAACUCAGGAAACUGAUGAAUAUUUGCUUUGGAAUCCAUUAACUGGACAGUGUCAUAAGCAGUUUGACCCAUUUUGUCCAUUACAAGGUGUAGAUUGUUUGUUUGAUGGUGAAAACGUCUGGUUUAAUCUGCAGCAGAAUAAUUCACCAAUGGCUGUGUAUUUUGACUAUUCAAAGGAAAGUUUCUGGAAACAGUUGCUUCCAAAAAAUUAUCAAGGAACAAACACACAAAGCAUUCAGCCUGAAGAAAUAAUUUAUUCUGAUACUAAUAAGAGCAUGGUAGAAGAUCUAAAGAACAGGAUUGAAAGAACUCUGAAGUGUAAAAUAAUGGAAUGGCGGCCUAAACAGCCAACACGUUGGAAUAGACAGUGUACUUUCAUUUUACGACAGAUUCUUCCUAAGUUAGAACUUGGUACUGCAAGCUUUGUUUCAUCUGAAGAAGAGAGUGAAUUUGAAAGACUACUACAAUUUUAUUGGGUCACAGGAUUUCCUAUCCAGAUGCCAUACACUGAUGUCCAGUCAGUUAUUGACGCUGUGUAUCAAACUGGAAUUCAUUCUUCUGAAUUUCCACAGACAGAAUUUGCUCUAGCUGUGUACAUUCACCCCUACCCAAACAACAUAUUAUCUGUGUGGGUCUAUUUGGCUUCAUUAGCUCGACAUCAGUGAAAAGGAAAAAGAUAGAAGGAGAAGAUGGUACAUGGGCCCCCAACCAAAAGACAGACUUUUCUGGUACUUGGGAUUUUUCUGUUUAUCCUCAAGUCCAGACAAGCGUGAGCCCAAUUUUUGGCUCACUUAUAGAGUAAGGCACAAGACUCACUGCCUGAGUUUCUGGGGACAAAUAUAAAUGACCUCCUCAUCAGAGGCCUCAUCAAGGAGGACCCUUCGGAAAGUCUGGUGCCUGGGAUCACUGUCUGCAGUAGGUUUUAUUCUAGGAAAGAAGCAAUUCUGGCCUCUCUCCACAGCCAGUGUUGCUCUAAUUGGGGGCCCCCAUCACCUCCAUCACCUCAAAAUCACUUGGAAAGCCCUAUUGAAAAUACAGGUUCCCACAUCCCAUCCAGGACCUACUGAAUCAGGAUCUCUGAGAGUACAGCUCCAGAACCUACAUUAUUUAAAAAAAAGCUUCCCAGGCAAUUCUCUUAACCAGUUAAGAAUGAGAACCCUGCCUUACAGAAUGCUGUCAUUACUAAAGUGAGGCUGAUAACUUUGAUGAUGGUUCUGAUGGAAUUCCAGGCAGGAGUUAUUCAAAUAGAAACCCAUGAGAUAAAAGAUUAUUUCACUGAAGAAUAAGAAGGAAAUAUGGCAUUUUGGGUUAAGGACAGCUUCUGUGGGCUUCUUAAAAGUUUUCUCUUUAGAUACUACUGACCUAAAGUCAUUUCACCUCCAAGUAUUUAGAAGGGACUCUCGGGAAACACUACCCAAAUUUUUUCCUAAUUCUGUGAGAAAGGGAGAUAUAUGCCUUACCUGAAUCUCAGAGGCCUCUUUAUCUUAAUGAGCAGCUCCCCAUUCUGCCUCUGGCACUUUCUGCUGCUUUUCUUUCACAGUGGUGCCCCAAGGAGACCCAUCCAGGGCCUCAAGAAAGAGUGGGUAGGGAUCUAAGUAGAAAAUACUGUACUUUAUUAUAUUUGAUUGUUCUGUACUUCAUUGAGCAAAGUGUUCAAAUAGUUUAUUUAAAUGUUACACAACAACUUAUUUUUUAAUCAAAGGAUAGAUUUCCAAAGGUUUAUGAGAGCAAUUUUAUAUGAGGUUAAAGUAAGAAAAAGAAGAUUCACUUCUCCUACUGUAGUAGCACUGGGGUUCCUUGAAUCACUCCCAGAGAAGCAGAGAGCAAAAACCCCAAAUUCAUCCUCAGGGAACCCUCAACCUACAUCCCCUCUCCCAAUAUACCUGCAGAGGCCAGAGAAGACCUUAUUUAUUUGCAGGAUGUUAGUCUCAGACCAAACUCAAGAUUACUAGAAAGAAAGGGUAUGUAGGUAAAGAGAAUGUUUUUUCUGCAAGGUUAAAACUUUGUUAUAUAUGUCUUCUGUCAUGCAUCAGAAAAAUGAUCAGAAUUGUUUUUAUUUGAAUGUUUUUGUUUAAACAUUCAUUAUUAACAUUCAUUAAACAUAUAAACAUUCAUUAUUUGAAUGUUGUGUUUAAAUGCUAUAGGAGGCUUUGUUAUUACCAAGUUUCCCACAUCAAUUGGGGUAGCACAAAAUGAUAUCUGUGGAAAGACAAGUUUGCCAAAUAAAGGCUGAACUCAUACAAUUCA
Odocoileus virginianus texanus is the source of this 3246-nucleotide messenger RNA. NCBI's taxonomy places the organism in Eukaryota, Metazoa, Chordata, Mammalia, Artiodactyla, Cervidae. The record is from RefSeq and is a predicted model, not a curated record.